Messenger RNA from Protopterus annectens (West African lungfish), 4833 nucleotides. RefSeq names its product aminoadipate-semialdehyde dehydrogenase (gene AASDH). The record is from RefSeq and is a predicted model, not a curated record. Gene Ontology annotation, molecular function: protein binding. The transcript is spliced from 15 exons. Bases 915 to 4328 code for a protein of 1137 amino acids. Gene Ontology annotation, biological process: amino acid activation for nonribosomal peptide biosynthetic process. Lineage: Eukaryota; Metazoa; Chordata; Ceratodontiformes; Protopteridae.
AAGGAUUGCAGACCAGUGUAGCUGCUGACACAAGGGGCACAGGCAUGACAGGUGUCAGUGAUGUGUGUACUCAGUUACUGAAUAAGAGUUGUUGUUGGUUAAACAUCUGGGGGAAUUUGACCAGGACGCUGUAGAACACCCUUUGCUGAGGUUUGGGGAUCUUUUAACGUCCCCUAAAUUACCUGACCAUCAGCUUAGAAAGCUUCGAUCUCCGCAUAACGUUAGCCAAAGCAUGGCAACUCUGGACUGUCUUACCCCACUGUUUUGGUGCUUGAAGGUAGAAGAAUCCACAGUUUUCCUCUAGCAUCAGAGGCUUCUGUAUUUUGAGCCUCUACUUUCUUGUAUGAAAUUAUUUCCAUACCUCUUUUUCUCACUUUUAUUUAACAGUAAUUAAAAAAUGUUCAAAGGAGGAGGGGGCCUUAAGCUAGAAAAGUCCUUUGCGUAGUAGUUUGGGAAAUCAGAUACUUGAUUUAUCAUAAUGUCUAUUACUAUGGCAGUGAACUGCGAAGACAAACUAUAAAGCUGUGGAAUCAACGAAAACUUUUAAAAAGGUCAACAGCAAACUCCAUCUUACAUCAACAUUUUAUUGAACGCCGUCGCCGACAACACUUCCGGGUGAAAUGUCAGAAAAAAGUCCUCCCGGAGGGUGCUGUGUUGAUGGAAUUGUUUUCAUGAGAGUACACUUUUUUUGAAGUUCAGAGCACUUGUUUGGUAUAUUAUUUUCAAGUAUGUGGUUGGGCUGUGCUUUCAAAACCAUGCUUAAAAGUAUAUCAUCCACACCUGAAACGAGCACUUUUUUAAAUAAAUAAGUUGAGCACAUGUAUUGAGAAACCACCCACUAAAGUAAUGUCAAAUCUCAUUUGUAUUCUACAACGCACUGCUUCCAGCAACUGACAUCUAAGGUGACUUGUAACAUGGCUACAGUGACACUUCAUGGAAUGGUGUUGCAGGCAGCAGCAUGUUAUUCAGACAGGAAAGCAGUCUGUUUUGAUUACUGCGACGGUGACACAUCAGUUUCAUAUACCUACAGCACAGUUCUGCGUCUUGCAAAGGAACUGACAACCUGUCUUCAGCAGCACUGCCGUUUGAGUGAUUGUUAUGCAGUUGGUGUAUAUUGUCAUCUUGACAUUAAUCUACCAAGCUGGAUCCUAGGGAUCCUUCAGGUGCCUGCAGCAUAUGCCCCAGUUGAUCCUGGCACUCCACCUAGUCUGUCAGCCUGUUUUAUGAAAAAGUCUCAUCUGAAAUAUAUUCUUGUCCAAAAGGGUUUGCUUGAGAACUUCAGACACUCCUUUUCCCCUUGGCUUCAUUGUGACUCAGUUAGUACAGAGAUUGUUGGAGUUACUCUGCUUUUUAUUCAGUGGAAAACAGAGGCUGGGCAGUAUACCCUGAGAAGUCCAAAGAGAGCCAAAGCAAAACUAAAUGCUACAAGUGAGUUUUCUGAACAAAAACCAAAAGCCAGUAAUCACACAAAAUGUAUGGACUGGAAGCAACCUGGAUGUUUGGCUUACAUUUUACACACUUCGGGCACAACUGGAAUGCCAAAAAUUGUUAGGGUACCUCACACAUGCAUUGUUCCUAAUAUUCAGCAUUUAAGGUCCUUGUUUGAGAUGACACCAGAAGAUGUUGUUUUUAUGGCUUCUUCACUAACAUUUGACCCAUCUGUUGUUGAGCUGUUUGUUGCACUGGGGAGUGGUGCUUCACUACUUAUUUUGCCUGCUGCUAUUAAAAUGAUACCCAGCAAGUUAGCUGAUAUACUUCUCAAUCACCACAGAGUUACUGUGUUACAGGCAACACCAACACUUCUUAGGCGUUUUGGAACUGACCUAAUGAAGACAACUGUGUUGUCUGCUGAUACUUCAUUGCGUAUAUUGGCCAUUGGUGGUGAAACAUUUCCAACAAUGACCGCUCUGAAAAGUUGGAGAGAAGAGAGAAACAGAACACAGAUUUUUAAUCUUUAUGGAGUUACAGAAGUAUCAUGUUGGGCUACUUAUAACAAGAUUCCUACAGAAGGCUUUGAACAGAGUCUUGAUAUUCCCAUACCUUUGGGGUAUCCACUGCUGGAAACACUGGUUGAAGUUCAGGACAGUGACGGAUGCGUAGUUAAGGAAGGAGUUGGACAGAUAUAUCUAGGGGGUAACCAUCGAGUAUGUUUUCUUGAUGAUGAGGUGUCUGUACCAUUGGGCACAAUGCGAGAAACAGGAGAUUGGGCAGAAGUAAAGAGUGGGCAGAUGUAUUUUAUAGGACGCACAGACAGCCAGAUCAAGCGUCAUGGCAAACGGCUAAACCUUGGAAGUGUGCAGCAGGCUGCCGAGAGUUUAAGCUAUGUAGAAGCCUGUGCUGUAUUCUGCUAUGAACAGAGCAAACUGAUUCUCUUUGUGGUGAUGAGGACAUUCAUUGGUACUAAUGUAGAGAGAGAAAUUCUUCAGCAACUCUCUCAACUUCUUCCAAGCCAUGAAAUCCCAGAUGAUGUUGUGCUGGUUGAAGCCUUACCUUGUACUUCUCAUGGUAAAGUUGACAUAUCUGAAUUGACCCGAAUUUAUCAAAAGUCUGCUGAUAAGAAGUCUACAAGUGUGCCACUAGAGAAGCAGAAACUUUGGACAGCAUUGCAGAAUACCUGGCAAGUUAUUCUUAAUUUACCAGUUGAUGCAUCUAGUGUCCCUGAAGAUUCACAGUUUCUGUACAGUGGAGGUGACUCUUUAAAGUCUCUAAGACUUGUGAAGGAAAUGGAGAAUUUGGUAGGAAAAUCCAUAUCAGGGCUUUUGGAAGUAAUCCUUACUAAAUCAUUCUCAGAGGUUUACAAUCACAUAUCUGAAUUCUUGUUUCCCAACAAAAAUGACUCAAUAAUUAACAGUUUGAAACGAAAGCCACCCAGCAGUCAUCAAGAUCACUUUCAUUUAGGAAUACAGAAGCGCUCUAAAGCCGAAAGUGUACCAGCUGUUGAAGAACAUGUUGAUUUAAUUGUUAUAAACAGAGGUUGUCAGGAGAGGAAAAUAUGUACUUGCUUGUCCUGCAAAGAUGGGUUCAAGAAAUCUGAAUUAGUGCAGGAAGGGUUACAAGGACAGAAUCUGAGUACUGCAUUACUUGUUGAUUAUAACACACACAGAAACAAUAAAACUGAAAUUUCUGAUUGUAUGAACAGUGACAGACAAGUAAGGAAUGUUUCAUCAAUGACCAAGACUUCAGAAACCCUCAAAAUAACUUGCGCAUUUUCUGAUGUUACAGACAAACAGCUGAACAGUACUAAACCUGCAGUGCCUCCAAAAGAACUUACUGCUGCUAAGAACCUGUCAUUACAAGUGAAGUGGCAAACACACUCGAGCAAGUGUGUAGAUGCAUCGCCUUUGCUCGUGAUGAUGGUUGGUGCGCAGACCACUGGGACAGUAUACAUUGGGUCUCACUCAAAACAACUGCAGGCUGUAGAUCUGUUUUCAGGGUUAGUUAAGUGGGAAAGAAUCCUUGGUGACAGGAUUGAAGCUUCAGCAUGUUCGUCUAGAUGUGGGGGCUUCGUCAUUGUUGGCUGUUACGAUGGCAAUGUUUAUAUCCUUCAGAGUCAUAAUGGAGAACUUAACUGGACAUUUUCCACUGGGAAUUCUGUGAAAAGUUCUGCGACUGUGGAUUCUCUAACAGGCUUGGUCUUUGUUGGGUCUCAUGAUCAUCAUCUGUAUGCACUUAACAUACAGGAACAAAAGUGCAGUUGGAAGCAAAACUGUGGAGGAGCUCUCUUCUCAUCUCCAUUUUUAAACUUAUCACCUCGACUCUUGUAUGCUGCAACACUUGGUGGAGUUCUGCUUUCUUUGAAUCCAGAUGAAGGCAGUAUCAUUUGGAAGCAAGAUUGUGGAAAACCUCUGUUUUCCUCUCCGCAGUGCACACAAACAGCUGUCUGUGUUGGUUGUGUGGAUUGUAACAUAUAUUGCUUCAGUCAUGCUGGUGAAAAGCUUUGGCAGUUCGCUACCUGUGGCCCAGUUUUCUCUUCUCCUUGUUUCAAGAAGUUAACUGUUCCAAUGCUUUAUUGUGGCUCACAUGACAACUUUGUGUAUUGCCUGAACAUUGACGGAAAGUUAGUAUGGAAGUUUAAGACUAGUUCAAAAGUCUAUGCAACGCCAUUCGUGUUCACCAUCCCUAACCUGUAUUAUGGGCCUCUGGUAACAGUAGCAUCUACAGACGGCAAUGUAUGGGUCUUAGAUGCAGAGACUGGAGAACUGAAAGCAUCGCAUCUACUCCCUGGAGAAGUAUUUUCCUCACCAGUAUUGUGGGAAAGAAGACUAAUUGUUGGAUGUCGAAAUGACUACGUCUAUUGUCUGGAGCUGUCCCCAGCUACACAAGAAUAAGAUCUGAUAUACUGAAGCUUAUGAAUGCAGUAUUUUAUUGUAGACUGGAACAGAGACAGCUUGUUUUACAAGUGACCUUCUCCAUUCCUCCGGGUCAUUCAAAAUGCUGAAAUGAAUACUGCAGUGGUUUGCCUUGCAUUGCUUACUGGGCAUGCUGAAGGAGCAAAAUGCUGUCAGGGAUGUAAUUGUAGAAAAGUAUAAUUCUGUCUGAUUUCAAAAUGUUCUUAAACUUUUUAUGUGUAUAUGGAUUUUUAAAAGCAAAGUGCAUUUAGUUCUUUUAAGCUAAAAACUAUGCAGUGGUCCAUAACUUAAUGCUAAUAUAGAUGUUUGCCUCCUGUCAGCAUUAUAAUGCUUUGUAUAUUCAAGCACACAUCUGACAGUUAUACUUUACAUCUCAGGGAUAACAGUUUCACAACCACUGAAAUUGUGCUGAAGUUACUUGUAAGAAGUUGUAAAUACUGUUUUUGAUUUCUGCAUUGAUGAAAAUACAACCAGUUUAAUUUAA